Messenger RNA from Linum trigynum, 646 nucleotides. NCBI's taxonomy places the organism in Eukaryota, Viridiplantae, Streptophyta, Magnoliopsida, Malpighiales, Linaceae. The record is from the annotation of a GenBank genome assembly.
GCUAACCAAAGCAAGAAAAAGGUUGCUACUAAGAAGAAUCGUAAAGAGGAAAAACAAGAGAGAGUGUUUGGUCGACGAUAUGAAGAAGAACAAGGCGGCGUUGGUGCUCAUACUUUUGACUGUGUUGCUGCUCUGUCAUUCUGAUUUGGAGUGCUCCACCGCACAGGAUUCCAGCCCGUACGGGUGCUACGAUGUUUGCACCACUUUCUGCGUUCAGUAUUUGUCUGAUGCGAGGCGCAUGCGUCGAUGUGAAAUCAAGUGCGGCAUAGAAUGCGACUACUGAUCAACUGGUUCGGGAUUGAAGGAAUUACUAGCAGUAAUCAUCGAUCUGAUCAGUUCAUGAAGUCUUCAUAUGCCGCCAUCUCUCGUUAUGCUAUUUUGUACAUUUUCUUUCCUAGAACAGGAAGAAGAAGAAGAAAAAAAAUGUCAAGUUUUAAUAUCAUUCAUAUAUAAUCAGAUCUAUUGUGAUGAUGAUCAUCAGGCAGUUGUUGAUAUGUUUAACCCUGCAAGUUGUGACAGGAAACAAAGGAGACUGAGUAGUCUGUCGGAUGUAAAGUAUGCAAAUAACCUGAUGAAGCCUCAUAUUAAAACAUGGGAUGAAUGAUCUCUUUCUUUUUUCCUUCUGAAAUAAUCUUGGGUGUAUUGG